This is a messenger RNA of Symbiodinium natans, 711 nucleotides long. The record is from the annotation of a GenBank genome assembly. Lineage: Eukaryota; Dinophyceae; Suessiales; Symbiodiniaceae.
AUGGCAGGUGCGCUUGCUACAUUGCUGGUGGUUACGAGUGCCGUGUGCGUGGCAUCGCUGAAUAGGAGCCAGGGUGACUGUCUCUGCCUCUUCGAUGUGGACCGGACACUGACUGGCCAGCAAGACUUAACCAGCCCGAAGUGUUCUCAGAAUCAAGUCCACCCCGGCAUCAAGGACACAGCAUAUGGUGGAGGAGAUCUUACGCUGUCGCAGGUUGGCCAGUCUUUCAAAGGAACUUUCUGCACCAACUGCUUCGUGGGCAUUGUCACCGCGGGGGAUGUCAGUGGAGCGAACAGUCAGGAGCGUGCGAUCCUGGUGCAGCAUCUGCAGUCUUCUGGAGGAAAGCUGCCAGUGACGGAGUGGUCUGGUCCUUCCAAGUCUGGUGAAGCGCGCCGGGCGUGCACUCCGCAGGACGCGCAGUCUACGCUGGUGACAGGAUGCCUCGAUGGCACAAAGCAGGAGGCCGCAAAAGGCAUCGUUGCCUGGCUUGCCAGCCGCGCCUCAAUCCCCCUUUCGAAUGUCUGGCUGUUUGAUGACCGCUCGAUGAACAUUAAACCCUUCCGUGGGACCGGCAUGAACGCAAAGCAGAUUUCUUGUGCGACGAGGAAUCCACAAAUGCAGAUUGGCGUAUGCGGUGCGACCACCCAGGAGAUUCUGCCAGCGCCCGGGGUGUCCAUUUGCGCCGACGAGGAGGACCAGGUUGUCGUGUGA